Messenger RNA from Labrus bergylta (ballan wrasse), 1185 nucleotides. Its product is annotated as zona pellucida-like domain-containing protein 1. The record is from RefSeq and is a predicted model, not a curated record. Lineage: Eukaryota; Metazoa; Chordata; Actinopteri; Labriformes; Labridae. Gene Ontology annotation, cellular component: cell surface.
AUGGCUUAUUUCAGCUUCCUCAUCCUGACCUCCCUUUGUAUUGCGGGCCGAGAGGCCCUCACCUUAUCUGAAUGUGGAGCAUUCGCUAGACGACCUGAAUACACUGAUAUCUCUGUGGUGUGCGGCACAUCUGCCAUCGACCUGGCCAUUCAAAUCUGCCCCGUUGUUUACACCGGAUACAACAGAAGCUUACUGAUCCUCAACAGCAUCCGGGACAACAUGGACUGUCAGGGGACGCUGGACACGUCGGUGGCCCCUCCUGUAGUGAGAUUCCGCUUCCCCAUCAGGGAGGGAAACGCCUGUGGGAGCAACUUCAUGACCACGAGUGCACCGGGGACGGGAAUAUUCUCAGACUUCUCCAACAUCCAGACGGUGAACGUCAGCGGGGUGAUCCGAUCCUUCGACCCCACCAUGGGGACGAUCACCUACAAUGCAGAGCUUAAGUAUUUCUAUUCCUGUGCUUACCCACUGGAGUAUCUCAUUAACAACACCCAGGUGGACGUGUCAUCCUCCUCCAUUGCUCUGAAGGACAACAAUGGGAGCUUCAUCAGCACCCUCAGCAUGGCCCUGUAUAAGGAUGUAAAUUACACCACACCCCUGGUCAUUCCACCUCUGGGCGUGGAACUCAGAACAAACAUCUACGUGCAGGUGGAGGCAUCCAACCUGACAUCCCAGUACUUUGUGCUCCUGGAUCGGUGCUACGCCUCGACCAACGUGCAGCCUUCCAACUCCACCUUAUUCAAUCUGUUUGUCUCGUGCUCCAAAGAUCAACUUACCACUAUGCUGGAGAAUGGGGAUAGCCAAAAGGCACGCUUCUUCUUCCCGGCUUUCCGCUUCAUCGAGCAGCAAAAUGAGACUAUCUCCACCUACUAUCUGCACUGCAUCACCCGACUCUGUGAGCGCAGCACCUGCAGCACCUUCAAGCAAUGCAACCGGAAGAAGAGGAGUGUGGAGACCACGGUGGUCCAGGAGAGCAUCACUGAGCCGUCUGUGCUCACUGUGCCAAUAAAGGCCAAGACAGAGACCCCUGCUCUUUCCAAAGAAGAGGCGCUGUCUGGUGGCCAGUCUGAUGGCAGGCCGGCGUCUGUUGGCCUGGGAAUUGCUGUCGCUAUCCUCGUUGUGAUAGGGGCUGCAGCCAUUUUGAUGGCAGCAUCUUUUUAUAGAAAACUGAAGCGGCUAAGCUAG